UUCCAUGAGUCAAUUAGACUGCAUUUUUUUUUCAAACAGUCUCCUUUGAAGCAGGUUUGUCCGUGCUAUGAAAUGAUUUGAUGUCUUAUUUAGUCUCUACAAAAAUAAAGUAUUGAACUACUUCAAGAAAACUGAAAACGCUACAUUAAAUUAUUUGUUUGCUUGUUUGAAACAGAGAACUCUGACUGAACCAUGGCAGCCAAAGGCGUGGGAAGGACCAGUGGCACAAUCCAUGACUUUCCAGAUUUUGAUGCCAACCAAGAUGCUGAGACACUUCACAAGGCGAUGAAAGGAUUUGGAACUGAUGAAGAUGCCAUAUUGGAUAUACUGGCAACACGAAGUAACAGCCAACGCCAGCAGAUCAUUCGUGCCUACAAAACUCUAGUUGGAAAGGACCUGACUGAGGAUCUGAAGUCAGAGCUGUCGGGGAAGUUUGAGUCGCUGAUUGUUGCUCUCCUCCUUUCUGCAGCUCAGUAUGAUGCCAAGGAAUUGCACGAUGCUUUGAAGGGUGCUGGAACAUCAGAGGAUGUUCUGAUUGAAAUCUUAGCAUCUCGCAAUAAUGCACAAAUACAGCAAAUUGUAGAAGCCUACAAAGAAGACUUUGAUUCAAAUUUAGAGGAGGAUAUCACCUCAGACACAUCAAGCUACUUUGAACGAGUUCUGGUUUCCCUAGUUCAGGGUAACAGAGACGAAGGGGGAGCUGAUCCAUCUCAAGCAGAAGAUGAUGCAAAGGCUCUUUAUGAAGCUGGUGAAAAUGCCUGGGGCACAGAUGAAGAAAGGUUCAUUGCUAUUCUCUGUUCAAAGAGCAUCACUCAUUUGUUGGCAGUAUUUGACGAAUACCAGAAGAUCAAUGACAUUGACAUUGAAGAUAGCAUUGGGAGUGAAUGUUCUGGAAGUCUGCAGACUGCUUUGUUGGCCAUCGUCAAAUGCGUGAAGAGCACACCAGCUUAUUUUGCAGAGAAGCUUUAUAAUGCAAUCAAGGGUGCUGGAACAGAUGACAACACCCUGAUUAGAGUUAUGGUGUCUCGAUCUGAAGUUGACAUGGUGGAGAUCAAAGCUAUUUAUAAAUCCAAGUAUGAUGAGCCUCUGGAUUCUGCAAUUGUGGGAGAUACAGGUGGAAACUAUAAAGACACUCUAGUGAAGCUUUGUGCUGGCAAUGAUUGAUUUGGCUUUUCUCUCUGACCUGGAAAUGGACCACAAGAAGCAGACAUUUUGAAUAUUGUAUUAAUGCCUUUCUACAUGGCUUAAAAUUACCCAGCUGACAAUCUUGCUCUACAGUAUAUAGCUACAAUAUUUAGAUAUUUACUAUAAGUGGAUAAUGACCUCACUGAGGAUACAAUUGCAUACAUUUAUGGUUAGGUUCAAGAUUUUUAAGGCCAUAAAACUGUUCAUUUUGAGUAAUAUCUCCAUUCACAUGAUACUCAUUUGUAAUUCAAAUCACCUAAAUUAACACCAACUUCAUGUUUUGAAAAAGAUAGACGUACUUUGCAAUGAUGCAUGUGAAGAAAUUAAAAAUUGUUGUGAAAUGUAUCUCAAAUCUCAGACGUUUGAUUCAAGAACAUUAAUCUGGAUUCAGCCAUGAUGUAACCUACUCAUUCUAUAAUUAACCUUUCUACACAUUCCCUCAUCUGUGUUAAUCCUAUAUAGCCUAUAUGAUAUAUAUAUAUAUAUAUAUAAGCCUAAUAAUAAAUAUGGGCUUAUGUUGGGUCCUCCCAAAUACUAAGCCCAUGUGCUUUGUGAUCAAAGUGCAAAACAUUUAGCAGAUAGAGGUUAUAACCCCCCUUCCCUUCCCUUCAUACCCGAGCCUUGGGCUUCCAUGCAAUUUUUCUAGCCUUCUACUUAGACUCCACAUAGUACUGGGAAUGUUAUUUCUUUAUCUUCCUCCAAACUAUAUAUGAAAUAGGAUUUUAAAAAAUGAUUCCAGUAUGGAUUUGUCCCUCCCCAAUACAUGAAGCAACUUUAUGGCUAACUUGUGUGGAAUGCCAAGGAACCUCCCAAUUGUGAACUGCCCAUGGCAUUCUGCAACUGGAAGGUGGCAGUUUGACUUUGUCAGGAUUGGUGGACAUAUCAUUGUUUUGUUUUUUUUCCAUGUGGCCCAGUUUUACUUUACCUGAAUCAAUGAGCAUUAUCACACUCAAUCCACCUGGUCUCAUGGGUCGCCUGACCAGCAAAUUGGUUUCAUUCCUUCUCUUGUACAUGUUCUAGAGAAACAAUAUAAAUAACAAUAUCCAUUCUGAAAUAUUUAUUGUGCCAGAGUCUUGUCCCACUCCAUGUCAAUUGAGCCCUUCUAGCAAAGCUAGACACUUUGCAGAAUGCUGUGAUGGACUAAUAUUUGGAAGCCAUGGUAGUGAGGUUGACUACAAUGGGAGAUGCAAACUGUGGAAGUAAAAUAUUAACAGGAAAGUUUUUUGUGUAUUAUCAUGCUCAAGCACUUGUAUAACUUGAGCCAGUUUUGGGUAUUAGACAUUUGUCUAAACCACUUAUUUCAUUCUGCCAGUUUGUUCUAUAUCCAUAUGACUUGUUCAUAUUUAUUGCAUCAUGUUAAGUUGGUUAUUCUUUAGGCCUAUAAAAUAUGUACUAACUCAUCCCUUGUAAUGGUACUCCCAGAGAGAAAAUAAAAUAUUCACCUGGAUUUA
Carcharodon carcharias (great white shark) is the source of this 2636-nucleotide messenger RNA. Its product is annotated as annexin A5-like. The transcript has 12 exons. Bases 193 to 1164 code for a protein of 323 amino acids. Lineage: Eukaryota; Metazoa; Chordata; Chondrichthyes; Lamniformes; Lamnidae. Gene Ontology annotation, cellular component: cytoplasm. The record is from RefSeq and is a predicted model, not a curated record. Gene Ontology annotation, molecular function: calcium ion binding; calcium-dependent phospholipid binding.